This is a messenger RNA of Lathyrus sativus (Indian pea), 1836 nucleotides long. NCBI's taxonomy places the organism in Eukaryota, Viridiplantae, Streptophyta, Magnoliopsida, Fabales, Fabaceae. The record is from the annotation of a GenBank genome assembly.
AUGGAAACAGGAAGCAGUAGCAGGAAGAACCAGAACCAGAAGCAGCAAGAUCACGAUUUAGGGUUAGAGAAAGUUCGCUUAAUCAGUUUAGCUCUCGAAUUCGGUUUCGAUGAACAAUCCGCUAACCAAUGUUUCGACCGUCUCGUCUCUCUCUACGGUGAUGAUGGUCGUGAUUUCAUCACCGUUGAGCACUGCGGCGAUGAUUUUCUCACUGCUUUGGCGGAAUCGGUGCAAGACACGGAGGAAUGGGAUGAUUUACGCGAAAUGGAAUCACAGGCUGUCGGAACUUUGAAUCACGUGCUUGAAGAACGUUUUUCCAAGUGCGGUGAUGGUUCUGAAUCUUUCAUUGAUGUUAUUGACGAUUCGCCUCAGAAACGCCGGACUAAAUUUGUUGAAUUGGGUUCAAGUGAUGAUGAGGAUGCAAGGGGUAAUUCUGUAUUUUCGGGUCAACAACAUCCUUUAAACUCAAUGGAUGGCAGAAGUUGCAUCACUCAAGGCUCAGUUUCAUCAACUUCCAGAAAAAUACAAUCCUCCUUUGCUUCAAAGGAUAGAACUAGUACUCUCACUUAUGAAGAAUUGCAGGCACUAGAUGAUAUCGAAUUGGCAAAUGUUGUUAUCUUUGGUAAUAAAACACUUCGACCAUUGCAGCAUCAAGCAUGUAAAGCAACUUUGGCAAAACAAGAUUCUUUUAUUCUUAUGCCUACUGGAGGUGGUAAAUCUCUUUGCUAUCAGCUUCCAGCAACCCUUCAACCAGGAGUUACAGUAGUUAUAUCUCCCUUACUUUCACUCAUUCAGGAUCAAAUAAUAACACUUAACCUCAAGUUUGGAAUACCUGCUACUUUUUUAAAUUCACAACAAAAUGCUUCCCAAGCCGCAGCUGUCCUCCAAGAGCUAAGAAAAGACAAGCCUACGUGCAAGCUCUUGUAUGUGACACCUGAGAGAAUUGCGGGAAACCAAACAUUUCUUGGGAUUCUAAAAUGCAUGAAUCAGAAGGGACAGCUGGCAGGUUUUGUUGUUGAUGAGGCACAUUGUGUUAGCCAGUGGGGACAUGAUUUCCGGCCUGAUUAUCGUGGAUUAGGAUCUCUUAAGCUAAACUUUCCACGUGUACCUGUCAUGGCAUUGACUGCCACUGCAACUCACCCAGUUCGCAAGGACAUUUUAAAUGCUUUAAGAAUUCCACAUGCAAUUGUUCUUGAAAGAAGCUUUGACAGACCGAAUUUGAAGUAUGAAGUGAUUGGUAAGACAAGGGAACCACUGAAGCAGCUUGGAAAACUACUAAUGGAUCGAUUCAAGAGUCAGUGUGGCAUUGCAUACUGCCUGUCAAAGAGUGAAUGUGUCGAGGUAUCAAAAUUUUUGAACGAGAAAUGUAAAAUUAAGGCAGCAUAUUACCAUGCUGGUUUAGCUGUCAAACAGAGGGUUGCUGUUCAAAAGAAAUGGCAUGAUGGAGAGGUCCAUAUCGUAUGUGCAACUAUUGCUUUUGGAAUGGGGAUAGACAAACCUGAUGUUCGAUUUGUCAUCCACAAUACAAUGUCAAAAUCAAUUGAAAGCUAUUAUCAGGAAUCAGGAAGGGCUGGAAGAGAUAAUCUUCCUGCAGUUUGCAUUGCUCUAUACCAGAAGAAAGAUUUUAGUAGAGUUGUAUGCAUGAUAAGAAACGGCCAAGGAUAUAAAAAGGAGAGUUUUAAGACAGCAAUGGCUCAAGCCAAAAUGAUGCAACAGUACUGUGAAUUAAAGGAUGAAUGCCGGAGACAGACCCUACUCAAACACUUUGGAGAAUCAUUUGAUAGAAAGACCUGCAAGUAUGGCUCUAGCCCUUGUGAUAACUGUCUCAAGACAUAG